CUCUCCCCCUCCUGACACUGCCGGCGUCUCGCCCCACAACAGAGCCCUCCCGCAUGGCACCCACCUCCACCCUAGCACCCACCUUCCCCUCGGUGGACCUGCCCAGGACCCUCCUGAUCUUCGGGGUCCCAGCGGUGGUGGUGCUCAUCCUGGCUCUGGCCGCCCUCUGGGGCUUCCUGGCCUGCAAGAUGGGGAAGCGGAGGAGGAAGAGGAAAGCCGCGGACGAGGAGGCCGAAGCAAAAAUGGAUGCUGCCAGCCCCGGGCCCAGCCCAGGCUGCCAGGACCCUGCCCUGGGAGAUGCUGCCCUGGCCCUGGCCCUAUGCCCGCACCUCAACGGAAGCCUGAAGAUGCCGGGGCUGCCCGGGAAAGCUGGGGCAAAGCGGAGGCCGUGCUGCCGGGGUGAUGCCAACGGUGACAUCGUCCUGCUCUCCACCGUGUACCCCCAGCACGAGGAGUACAACCACGGCUUCCCGCUGCCCGCCACCGAGCUGGGGGCCACGGCCCUGGUCACCACCAAAACCACCCAGAACUGUGCCGGCGAGGAGAGAGCCUAA
Molecule: messenger RNA, 554 nt
Organism: Fulmarus glacialis (Northern fulmar)
Lineage: Eukaryota; Metazoa; Chordata; Aves; Procellariiformes; Procellariidae
Product: tumor necrosis factor receptor superfamily member 13C-like
Exons: 2
Biological process (GO): B cell costimulation; positive regulation of T cell proliferation; positive regulation of B cell proliferation
Cellular component (GO): external side of plasma membrane
Molecular function (GO): signaling receptor activity
Source: RefSeq, a predicted model, not a curated record